AACCACUGGAGAAAUUACGACAAAAGCUUCUGAAGCAUCUACAACCAAAGGUUCCAUAACAAAUGUUGGUACAAGAAAGCCUGUUGAAACAACCUCUGGUCAAUUAACACUCUCCACCACUGCAAUUGUUGAAACCACGACUUCAGUGCUAGAGGGAACAAGCAGAGGAAGUGAAACUACAACCGUAUCAUCAAUGCCAUCUCUUCAGACAACCACUACUGAAGGACCUACACCAUCCACCCAGAGAGCAAUAACUGAAUCUGUCGAAACUACGUUCUCAAAAACAACAACAGCAGUGAAGAUUGGAACAACAAACCCCUCAAAGGUUGGCACAACAGGCCCAGUGACUGGCUACAUAACAGAAGUUGUCGAAUCCACAACUGGAGUACCAGGAAUCAUGUCAACAAGCAAAGAAGCAACCCUUGUUACAUCUAAGCCAUCUGUUGUUACCAAAACAACAACAACACCUCCUAGAACCACUGGAGAAAUUACAACAAAAGCUUCUGAAGCAUCUACAACCAAAGGUUCAAUAACAAAUGUUGGUACAAGAAAGCCUGUUGAAGCAACCUCUGUUCAACUAACACUCUCCACCACUGCAAUUGUUGAAACCACGACUUCAGUGCUAGAGGGAACAAGCAGAAGAAGUGAAACUACAGCCGUAUCAUCAAAGCCAUCUCUUCAGACAACCACUACUGAAGGACCUACUCCAUCCACCCAGAGAGCAACAACUGAAUCUGUCGAAACUACGUUCUCAAAAACAACAACAGCAGUGAAGAUUGGUACAACAAACCCCUCAAAGGUUGGCACAACAGGCCCAGUGACUGGCUCCGUUACAGAAGUUGUCGAAUCCACAACUGGAAUACCAGGAAUCAUGUCAACAAGCCAAGAAACAACCCUUGUUACAUCUAAGCCCUCUGCUGUUACCAAAACCACAACAACACCUCCUAGAACCACUGGAGAAAUUACGACAAAAGCUUCUGAAGCAUCUACAACCAAAGGUUCCAUAACAAAUGUUGGUACAAGAAAGCCUGUUGAAACAACCUCUGGUCAAUUAACACUCUCCACCACUGCAAUUGUUGAAACCACGACUUCAGUGCUAGAGGGAACAAGCAGAAGAAGUGAAACUACAACCGUAUCAUCAAAGCCAUCUCUUCAGACAACCACUACUGAAAGACCUACACCAUCCACCCAGAGAGCAACUGAAUCUGUCGAAACUACGUUCUCAAAAACAACAACAGCAGUGAAGAUUGGAACAACAAACCCCUCAAAGGUUGGCACAACAGGCCCAGUGACUGGCUCUGUUACAGAAGUUGUCGAAUCCACAACUGGAGUACCAGGAAUCAUAACCACUGGAGAAAUUACAACAAAAGCUUCUGAAGCAUCUACAACCAAAGGUUACAUAACAAAUGUUGGUACAAGAAAGCCUGUUGAAGCAACCUCUGGUCAACUAACACUCUCCACCACCGCAAUUGUUGAAACCACGACUUCAGUGCUAGAGGGAACAAGCAGAAGAAGUGAAACUACAGCCGUAUCAUCAAAGCCAUCUCUUCAGACAACCACUACUGAAGGACCUACACCAUCCACCCAGAGAGCAACAACUGAAUCUGUCGAAACUACGUUCUCAAAAACAACAACAGCAGUGAAGAUUGGUACAACAAACCCCUCAAAGGUUGGCACAACAGGCCCAGUGACUGGCUCCGUUACAGAAGUUGUCGAAUCCACAACUGGAGUACCAGGAAUCAUGUCAACAAGCCAAGAAACAACCCUUGUUACAUCUAAGCCAUCUGUUGUUACCAAAACAACAACAACACCUCCCAGAACCACUGGAGAAAUUACAACAAAAGCUUCUGAAGCAUCUACAACCAAAGGUUCAAUAACAAAUGUUGGUACAAGAAAGCCUGUUGAAACAACCUCUGGUCAAUUAACACUCUCCACAACUGCAAUUGUUGAAACCACGACUUCAGUGCUAGAGGGAACAAGCAGAGGAAGUGAAACUACAACCGUAUCAUCAAUGCCAUCUCUUCAGACAACCACUACUGAAGGACCUACACCAUCCACCCAGAGAGCAAUAACUGAAUCUGUCGAAACUACGUUCUCAAAAACAACAACAGCAGUGAAGAUUGGAACAACAAACCCCUCAAAGGUUGGCACAACAGGCCCAGUGACUGGCUACAUAACAGAAGUUGUCGAAUCCACAACUGGAGUACCAGGAAUCAUGUCAACAAGCAAAGAAGCAACCCUUGUUACAUCUAAGCCAUCUGUUGUUACCAAAACAACAACAACACCUCCUAGAACCACUGGAGAAAUUACAACAAAAGCUUCUGAAGCAUCUACAACCAAAGGUUCAAUAACAAAUGUUGGUACAAGAAAGCCUGUUGAAGCAACCUCUGUUCAACUAACACUCUCCACCACUGCAAUUGUUGAAACCACGACUUCAGUGCUAGAGGGAACAAGCAGAAGAAGUGAAACUACAGCCGUAUCAUCAAAGCCAUCUCUUCAGACAACCACUACUGAAGGACCUACUCCAUCCACCCAGAGAGCAACAACUGAAUCUGUCGAAACUACGUUCUCAAAAACAACAACAGCAGUGAAGAUUGGUACAACAAACCCCUCAAAGGUUGGCACAACAGGCCCAGUGACUGGCUCCGUUACAGAAGUUGUCGAAUCCACAACUGGAAUACCAGGAAUCAUGUCAACAAGCCAAGAAACAACCCUUGUUACAUCUAAGCCCUCUGCUGUUACCAAAACCACAACAACACCUCCUAGAACCACUGGAGAAAUUACGACAAAAGCUUCUGAAGCAUCUACAACCAAAGGUUCCAUAACAAAUGUUGGUACAAGAAAGCCUGUUGAAACAACCUCUGGUCAAUUAACACUCUCCACCACUGCAAUUGUUGAAACCACGACUUCAGUGCUAGAGGGAACAAGCAGAAGAAGUGAAACUACGACCGUAUCAUCAAAGCCAUCUCUUCAGACAACCACUACUGAAAGACCUACACCAUCCACCCAGAGAGCAACAACUGAAUCUGUCGAAACUACGUUCUCAAAAACAACAACAGCAGUGAAGAUUGGAACAACAAACCCCUCAAAGGUUGGCACAACAGGCCCAGUGACUGGCUCCGUUACAGAAGUUGUCGAAUCCACAACUGGAGUACCAGGAAUCAUGUCAACAAGCCAAGAAACAACCCUUGUUACAUCUAAGCCCUCUGCUGUUACCAAAACCACAACAACACCUCCUAGAACCACUGGAGAAAUUACGACAAAAGCUUCUGAAGCAUCUACAACCAAAGGUUCCAUAACAAAUGUUGGUACAAGAAAGCCUGUUGAAACAACCUCUGGUCAAUUAACACUCUCCACCACUGCAAUUGUUGAAACCACGACUUCAGUGCUAGAGGGAACAAGCAGAAGAAGUGAAACUACAACCGUAUCAUCAAAGCCAUCUCUUCAGACAACCACUACUGAAGGACCUACACCAUCCACCCAGAGAGCAACAACUGAAUCUGUCGAAACUACGUUCUCAAAAACAACAACAGCAGUGAAGAUUGGUACAACAAACCCCUCAAAGGUUGGCACAACAGGCCCAGUGACUGGCUCCGUUACAGAAGUUGUCGAAUCCACAACUAGAGUACCAGGAAUCAUGUCAACAAGCAAAGAAACAACCCUUGUUACAUCUAAGCCCUCUGUUGUUACCAAAACCACAACAACACCUCCUAGAACCACUGGAGAAAUUACAACAAAAGCUUCUGAAGCAUCUACAACCAAAGGUUCUAUAACAAAUGUUGGUACAAGAAAGCCUGUUGAAACAACCUCUGGUCAACUAACACUCUCCACCACCGCAAUUGUUGAAACCACGACUUCAGUGCUAGAGGGAACAAGCAGAAGAAGUGAAACUACAGCCGUAUCAUCAAAGCCAUCUCUUCAGACAACCACUACUGAAGGACCUACACCAUCCACCCAGAGAGCAACAACUGAAUCUGUUGAAACUACGUUCUCAAAAACAACAACAGCAGUGACGAUUGGAACAACAAACCCCUCAAAGGUUGGCACAACAGGCCCAGUGACUGGCUCUGUUACAGAAGUUGUCAAAUCCACAACUGGAGUACCAGGAAUCAUGUCAACAAGCCAAGAAACAACCCUUGUUACAUCUAAGCCCUCUGCUGUUACCAAAACCACAACAACGCCUCCCAGAACCACUGGAGAAAUUACGACAAAAGCUUCUGGAGCAUCUACAACCAAAGGUUCCAUAACAAAUGUUGGUACAAGAAAGCCUGUUGAAGCAACCUCUGGUCAAUUAACACUCUCCACCACUGCAAUUGUUGAAACCACAACUUCAGUGCUAGAGGGAACAAGCAGAGGAAGUGAAACUACAACCGUAUCAUCAAUGCCAUCUCUUCAGACAACCACUACUGAAGGACCUACACCAUCCACCCAGAGAGCAACAACUGAAUCUGUCGAAACUACGUUCUCAAAAACAACAACAGCAGUGAAGAUUGGAACAACAAACCCCUCAAAGGUUGGCACAACAGGCCCAGUGACUGGCUACAUAACAGAAGUUGUCGAAUCCACAACUGGAGUACCAGGAAUCCUGUCAACAAGCCAAGAAGCAACCCUUGUUACAUCUAAGCCCUCUGCUGUUACCAAAACCACAACAACACCUCCCAGAACCACUGGAGAAAUUACAACAAAAGCUUCUGAAGCAUCUACAACCAAAGGUUCAAUAACAAAUGUUGGUACAAGAAAGCCUGUUGAAGCAACCUCUGGUCAACUAAAACUCUCCACCACUGCAAUUGUUGGAACCACGACUUCAGUGCUAGAGGGAACAAGCAGAGGAAGUGAAACUACAACCGUAUCAUCAAAGCCAUCUCUUCAGACAACCACUACUGAAGGACCUACACCAUCCACCCAGAGAGCAACAACUGAAUCUGUUGAAACUACGUUCUCAAAAACAACAACAGCAGUGAAGAUUGGAACAACAAACCCCUCAAAGGUUGGCACAACAGGCCCAGUGACUGGCUCCGUUACAGAAGUUGUCGAAUCCACAACUAGAGUACCAGGAAUCAUGUCAACAAGCAAAGAAACAACCCUUGUUACAUCUAAGCCCUCUGUUGUUACCAAAACCACAACAACACCUCCUAGAACCACUGGAGAAAUUACAACAAAAGCUUCUGAAGCAUCUACAACCAAAGGUUCAAUAACAAAUGUUGGUACAAGAAAGCCUGUUGAAGCAACCUCUGGUCAACAAACACUCUCCACCACUGCAAUUGUUGAAACCACGACUUCAGUGCUAGAGGGAACAAGCAGAAGAAGUGAAACUACAACCGUAUCAUCAAAGCCAUCUCUUCAGACAACCACUACUGAAGGACCUACACCAUCCACCCAGAGAGCAACAACUGAAUCUGUCGAAACUACGUUCUCAAAAACAACAACAGCAGUGAAGAUUGGAACAACAAACCCCUCAAAGGUUGGCACAACAGGCCCAGUGACUGGCUACAUAACAGAAGUUGUCGAAUCCACAACUGGAGUACCAGGAAUCCUGUCAACAAGCCAAGAAGCAACCCUUGUUACAUCUAAGCCCUCUGCUGUUACCAAAACCACAACAACACCUCCCAGAACCACUGGAGAAAUUACAACAAAAGCUUCUGAAGCAUCUACAACCAAAGGUUCAAUAACAAAUGUUGGUACAAGAAAGCCUGUUGAAGCAACCUCUGGUCAACUAAAACUCUCCACCACUGCAAUUGUUGGAACCACGACUUCAGUGCUAGAGGGAACAAGCAGAAGAAGUGAAACUACAACCGUAUCAUCAAAGCCAUCUCUUCAGACAACCACUACUGAAGGACCUACACCAUCCACCCAGAGAGCAACAACUGAAUCUGUUGAAACUACGUUCUCAAAAACAACAACAGCAGUGAAGAUUGGAACAACAAACCCCUCAAAGGUUGGCACAACAGGCCCAGUGACUGGCUACAUAACAGAAGUUGUCGAAUCCACAACUGGAGUACCAGGAAUCCUGUCAACAAGCCAAGAAGCAACCCUUGUUACAUCUAAGCCCUCUGUUGUUACCAAAACCACAACAACACCUCCUAGAACCACUGGAGAAAUUACAACAAAAGCUUCUGAAGCAUCUACAACCAAAGGUUCUAUAACAAAUGUUGGUACAAGAAAGCCUGUUGAAACAACCUCUGGUCAACUAACACUCUCCACCACUGCAAUUGUUGAAACCACGACUUCAGUGCUAGAGGGAACAAGCAGAAGAAGUGAAACUACAACCGUAUCAUCAAAGCCAUCUCUUCAGACAACCACUACUGAAGGACCUACACCAUCCACCCAGAGAGCAACAACUGAAUCUGUCGAAACUACGUUCUCAAAAACAACAACAGCAGUGAAGAUUGGAACAACAAACCCCUCAAAGGUUGGCACAACAGGCCCAGUGACUGGCUACAUAACAGAAGUUGUCGAAUCCACAACUGGAGUACCAGGAAUCAUGUCAACAAGCCAAGAAACAACCCUUGUUACAUCUAAGCCAUCUGUUGUUACCAAAACCACAACAACACCUCCUAGAACCACUGGAGAAAUUACGACAAAAGCUUCUGAAGCAUCUACAACCAAAGGUUCCAUAACAAAUGUUGGUACAAGAAAGCCUGUUGAAACAACCUCUGGUCAACUAACACUCUCCACCACUGCAAUUGUUGAAACCACGACUUCAGUGCUAGAAACCACAACACCUCCCAGAACUACCGGAGCAAUUUCAAGUAUAUCAUUUUUUCCUUCAAUAUCAACACAGGAAUCUCCCCUUCAUACAACAAGGGUCACAAUUCAGACUGAUUCUACAAGAAUAUCCCCCUUUGUUACAAACUCUGAAACAACCUUUGCUGUUGUGACCGGACAGUUGCACACAUCAAGCAUACUUACAAACCCAUCCAUAAAACACACAACGACCUUAACCUCUGAAAGCCCAUUAAGCGCUACAACUGUCAUUGCACCAAUUACACAGACACUCCCAGGAAGCACAACAGUUUAUCCACCUCCAACAACAAAGCAGACAACCGGAGCAACUUUUCCUUCAUCUUCACAAUUUGUCACAGCUUCUUGUGUAUGUAAUGUCAACGGAAAAUCUCAUCAUCCGGGAGACUUGUUAUACAGUGUCACUGAUGGCCUUGGGUGGUGUUACAGUGCAUAUUGCAAUGCAUCUUGUAAAGUUGAAACACAAUCCAGCCCAUGUCCAAACACAUCAAUAUCUAGCACUACUGCACAUUCUUCUACUUCAUUACUGAACUCAACAACAAAGGCCCCAAUUUCAAGCUCUGAACCCCUGACCACAGUAACAACAUUAGCAUCUACAGCUACUCUAGAGUGCUCUGAUGUGUAUCCACCAAGACAGAAUGGAGAGUCCUGGAAUACUAGUAAUUGCACCACAGCUACUUGCAUUGAAGGCAAGGUAACGGUCACAGCUACAGUCUGUCCAAAUGUAACCCUCCCCAUCUGUACCAAUGGGAGGAAGCCUGUCAAGAUCUAUGAACAAAAUGGAUGUUGCUUCCACUAUGAAUGUGAAUGUGUAUGUAAUGUCUGGAGUGGAUCCAACUACAUGACAUUUGAUGGACAAAUGUAUAAUUUCCAACAGGAUUGCUCUUAUUACUUAGUUAAGGAGAUUAUUUCAAAAUAUAACUUAACGAUUACUAGAAGCAAUAACUGUGAUCCUUCAGACAGCACAUUCUGCCCUCUGGCUCUAAGUGUCACAUAUCAAUCAGUAAAGGCAGUUUUGACUCAAGUGAAAACUUCAGGAACACCAACCAAUGCGGUGUAUGUGAAUCAGAAACGUGUCUAUCCAGCAUAUAGCAAUUCUGUCAUACUACUUUAUGGCACAGAUAUGGAGAUCACAGCAGUGAUACAGGAUAUCAACACAAAAAUACUUUAUAGGGGCUCCUCCUUCAGUAUUGACCUUCCUUAUUCUCUGUUUGGGGGAAACACUGAGGGACAAUGUGGUACCUGCGACAACUCACAGGCCAAUGACUGCCGUUCUCCAAAUGGCCAGAUAGAAAGCUGCUCAGAAUCUGCAGGACUCUGGAAUCUCCCCGGGAUCAGCUGUGUCUCCCCAAGCCUCCCUCCUGUUACUGCAACAGCACAACCGCUAACGUCUUCAUCACAGCACCCAAAUGCAACAACACAACCAACCUGCAAACCUGCCAUCUGUGAGCUACUUAUGAGCAGUUUAUUCACCCCGUGCCACUCAUUCAUAUCCCCUGCCCCAUUUGUGAGUUCUUGCAUCUAUGAAAUCUGUAAUGGUGGUAACGACACGUGCUCCAGCCUGGAGGCAUAUGCUGCUCAGUGUUCCAAUGCAGGAGUCUGUAUUGACUGGAGGAGUGACACCAACGGACUGUGCGAGCACAGAUGUCCAAACAACAAAGUGUACAUGGCCUGUGGCCCCUCAGUAGAGCCCACAUGCAAUGACAGAUACAACAGGAAGUUUCAGGCAGAUGUGACAUCAUCUGCCAACUCUAGCCAGGAAGGCUGCUUCUGUCCUCAGGGCACCACGUUGUUCAACACAAUCUAUGACACUUGUGUCGCCUCCUGUGACUGUGUUGGACCAGAUGGAAAACCCAAACAGCCAGGGGAAACAUGGACCAGUGAAUGCAGCAGCUGUGAGUGUGACCAGGACUCCAUGAGUGUCCGCUGUGAGCCGGUGACCUGUCCUGAGGUCCAGAAGCCCAACUGCAGUGAGCCCGGCCAGCAGCUGACCAACACGACCCAAGGCUGCUGCACAACACAGACCUGUGAAUGCAACCUGAACCUGUGUGCUGGUCCGGUGGCCUGUCCUCUGGGCUUCCAGCUUCACGUGUCCAACAGGAGCUGCUGCCCGUCCUAUGAGUGUGUUCCUAAAGGUGUGUGUGUCUAUAACAUGACUGAGUUCAAGCCUGGCGCCAAGAUACCGACACCUCAGACAGUAACAGAAGCUCCACUGGAGGAGGCGUCAGGCACCGCAGCACCAUCCCGGGCAGGAGAAGAUGGACGGGAGGACUCUUUCAUUCCUGCAGCCUGCCAGGAGUGUUACUGCGGCCGCGACACACACCAAACCACCAAACUCAACGUCAUCACAUGCAGACCUGUUGUCUGCCACACUAACUGCUCUGAAGGGUUUGAGUAUCAGUCUGCAGCAGGUCAGUGUUGUGGUUCAUGUGUACAGAAAAGCUGCAUUCUCACCACUUCUGGGAACAACACAGUCCAGAUCAUUGAGGUCAACAACACCUUUGUCCCACCUGGUGAUAAGUGUGUGCAAUACACAUGUGAGGAGAUUAACAGACAGAUUGUGAUGAAGGAAACAAGGACCAGUUGUCCUCCCUUCAACCCGCUGGACUGUGAACCUGGAACUGAGACGACCGAUGCCUCUGGCUGCUGCACAACAUGUCGGCUCCAGAGUGUCUGCCAGGUGGAGAGUCAGCAGAUCAUAGUUGAGGUGAACCACUGUGUCAGUGCUGUGCCCGUCAAUGUUACAUCAUGUGUGGGACACUGCAGGAGCUCAUCUAUGUAUUCAGCUGCAGCAAACUCCAUGAUGCACCAGUGUGAGUGUUGCCAUGAGGCCACAACCAGCAUGAAGCAGGUGGAGCUGACCUGCGCUGACGGCUCAACGCUGCAGCACAGCUACAGCCAGGUGGAAAGCUGCCGCUGCAGGACGGAGACAUGUGCAGCGGGCGCCACAACCAGAGCCCAGCGCCGCAGGAGGCGCUGACCUGCUCCUCACUCACACCAGGGAACAACUUUUUCACACUUUAUAGCACAAUAAGCUCUUCUACAGAGUCUGUUAGAAUUAAACUGUCUGUAUUUCUCACUGAUAAGAAAUAAAGUAUGUCUGCAAAUGA
This is a messenger RNA of Poeciliopsis prolifica (blackstripe livebearer), 9851 nucleotides long. Its product is annotated as mucin-2-like. Gene Ontology annotation, cellular component: extracellular matrix. NCBI's taxonomy places the organism in Eukaryota, Metazoa, Chordata, Actinopteri, Cyprinodontiformes, Poeciliidae. The coding region runs from base 194 to 9721 and encodes 3175 amino acids. The record is from RefSeq and is a predicted model, not a curated record. The transcript has 20 exons. Gene Ontology annotation, molecular function: protein binding.